Molecule: messenger RNA, 1401 nt
Organism: Striga hermonthica
Lineage: Eukaryota; Viridiplantae; Streptophyta; Magnoliopsida; Lamiales; Orobanchaceae
Source: the annotation of a GenBank genome assembly
AUGACUCAAGACGUGGAGAUGAAGGAGCAGCAGCCUGCCUCCUCAAACUCCGUCCCACCCACUUCGCCGUCCACUCUUCAGCAUUUGAAGGACAUCGCUGGAUUGAUCGAGGUGGGGGCUUACACUCGAGAGGUUCGGAGGAUUGUGAGAGCUAUUCGGUGGACAAUUCAGCUGAGAAAGAAGCUACAGGCUUCUCAGAUUUCUGCUUUUCUCAAAUUUUCCUUUGUGCCCGGAUCUGAGGUGCAUUCCCGUUUGUCCUCAUAUGUUCCUCAGGAGGGUGAGCAAGACAUGGAAAUCGAUAGCGCAAAUUCUGGCCAAGGCUUGCUCUUUAGCUGGCAUUGCUCGUUUGAGGAAUGUCAUAGAAGAACAGUUGAUGUCCUAGCAGCCAGGCUCUACUGCUACUUCUCCUUAAGUUACGAACUUACUGGCAAUCUUGCUGAAAUACGAGGUGAUCUUCUUGCUUUGCACCGAACUGCAACUUUGCGCCAUGAUGAGUUGGGGCAGGAAACUCUUUUGAAUCUUUUACUGAGGAACUACCUUCAUUACAACUUGUAUGAUCAAGCAGAGAAGUUGAGAGCAAAGGCUCCACAUUUUGAGGCUCAUUCAAACCAGCAGGCAGAUCCCAUGCAUCGUUCUCUUUACUUAUGUUUCAGAAUGUACCUUUUUUACCUUGGUAAAAUUAGGACAAUGCAGUUGGAGUACACUGAUGCUAAAGAGUCUCUUCUUCAAGCUGCCAGAAAAGCACCUGUGUCUGCUCUUGGUUUUCGGGUUCAAUGCACCAAAUGGGCUGUGAUUGUCCGCUUACUGCUCGGCGAGAUUCCAGAAAGAACUGUUUUCAUGCAGAAAGGGAUGGAGAAAGCCCUGCGACCCUACUUUGAGCUUACCAAUGCAGUUCGUAUCGGUGACUUGGAGCUCUUCAAAUCCGUGGCCAACAAAUUCGCUGCCACAUUCGGAUCCGAUGGCACCAAGAACCUUAUCGUUCGGCUACGCCACAACGUUAUCCGCACGGGCCUCCGCCACAUCAGCAUUUCCUACUCGAAAAUCUCAUUAUCCGAGAUUGCCCGAAAGCUGAGGCUCGACUCACCCAACCCCAUAGCCGAUGCUGAAAGCAUCAUCUCGAAGGCCAUUCGAGACGGAGCAAUCGAGGCUUCUCUCGACCGAGCUAACGGGUGUAUGGUGUCCAAGGAGACGGGCGAUAUCUACUCCACAAACGAGCCCCAAUCGGCCUUCAACUCGAGGAUUGCCUUUUGUCUAAACAUGCACAAUGAGGCCGUUCGGGACCUGAGGUUCCCGCCAAAUACGGAUAAGGAGAAGGAGAGUGCGGAGAAGAGGAGGGAGAGGCAGCAACAGGAGCAGGAGCUAGCCAAGGUUAUAGCUGAGGAAGAUGACGAUGAGUUUUGA